AUCCUAAAGCUGUUUACUAGACUGCACGGCUCCGAUUCGCCUUGUCAGAGUCUGAACUCCGUGAGCCCGGACUGUGAGGACGAGAGGAGGUCCAUGAAGUUUGGGAAAGUAGCGGAUGGAGAAGAAUGGGUGGGAGGAGUGCCGCCAGCCAAUUCUCUUUAAACUGCCUUAUACGGAUGGGGAACUUUUUAAAAAAAUAACAUUAAAGUAAUUGGAGAUCGAUGCAUGUAAAUCACGAGACGUUCAAAGCCGACGACGUUCCGUUGUUCAACGUGGCACGUAUAAGUUUCUGCGCAGCUGAAGCGAAUAUGAGACAAUUGCGGAGUGGGACCGGACCGAGCCGCAGCUGUGCCGACGGGAUAAACACAAUAGUGCUUUCGGGGUCCCGGCGCCGCCGCUGAUCGGCCGCUCCGCGUCUUUGUCGCCCACCUCGUUUUGCCUGGGAAGCGCAUGAGCUCCAUGCAGGACUGGGGGGAGGAGGUGGAGGAGGGGGCCAUAUACAAUGUGACUCUGAAAAGGGUCCAGAUCCAGCAAGCGGCCAACAAGGGAGCACGAUGGCUAGGGGUGGAUGGGGACCGCCUCCCCCCAGGCCACACGGUCAGCCAGCUGGAGACGCAUAAGAUCCGCAGCAUCCGCGCCGGCUCGCUGGAGCGGCUGGUGGAGACGCUGCUUACGGCCUUCGGCGACAAUGACCUCACCUACACCAGCAUCUUCCUGUCCACGUACCGCGCCUUUGCCUGCACCGAGGGGGUGCUGCAGCUGCUGCUUGAUAAAUAUGGCAACGUGGAGGACGAGGGAGAUGGAGACCAUCAGCGGCCUGACACGAGGGCGGAAAUCCAGAAUGCCCUGGCCUCCAUCCUGCGGGCCUGGCUGGACCAGUGUCCCGAGGACUUCCAGGAGCCGCCCUCAUACCCAAGCCUGCGCAGGGUCAUGGAGUUCCUGCAGAGGGCGCUGCCUGGCUCGGAGCUGCUACGCAGAGCGCAGAGUCUACUGGAGGUGCUGCAGAGCCAGGCCAGCCUGGAGUCUGAGACUGACGGCAGUUUACAGGGUAACAGCCCCUUCUGCCUCGGGGAGGAAGAGGAAGUGGAAGUGGAGGCAGAGACGCAGGACUUCCUGUCCUUUGGUACCGAUUUGGUGGCGGAGCAGUUGACUUACAUGGAUGCGCUUCUGUUCAAGAAGGUGGUUCCCCAUCACUGCUUGGGCUCCGUUUGGUCCCAACGCGACAAGAAGCAGAACAAGCUGAGCGCGCCCACCGUCCGAGCCACCAUCACGCAGUUCAACGCCGUGGCGGCCUGUGUGGUCAGCACCGUGCUACGUCAGCGGCAGAUUCGCCCCCACCUGCGCGCACGAGUCAUCCAGCACUGGAUCGACAUUGCCCAAGAGUGCAGAAUUCGCAAGAAUUUCUCCUCUCUGCGAGCCAUUAUCUCAGCGCUGCAAUCCAAUCCCCUGUACCGCCUGAAGAGGGCAUGGGCCUCCGUGCACAAGGACAGCAUGCAGAUGUUUGAGGAACUUUCGGAUAUUUUUUCCGAUCACAACAACUACUUCACCAGCCGGGAGCUGCUGAUGAGGGAGGGCACCUCAAAGUUUGCCAGUCUGGAGAGCUGUGCUAAGGAGCACCAGAAACGGUCUCACAAGAGGCUGCAGCUUCAGAAAGAAAUGGGUGCCAUGCAGGGGACGAUCCCCUACCUGGGGACCUUCCUGACAGACCUAACCAUGCUGGACACGGCCCUGCCUGACCUGGUUGAGGGGAGUCUGAUAAACUUUGAGAAGAGGCGCAGGGAGUUUGAAGUAAUUGCACAGAUCAAGCUGCUGCAGUCGGCCUGUAACAGCUACUCGCUGCACCCUGACCGCCACUUCCUGCGCUGGUUCCUCCGCCAGCCCCAGCUCACUGAAGAGGAGAGCUACACCCUGUCCUGUGAGAUCGAGGGAGUGGGAGACUGCAGCCCUACCUCCCCCAAGGCGAGGAAGAGCAUGGUGAAGAGGCUGAGUCUGCUGUUUCUGGGAGCCGAAACUGGCACUGCAAGCUCUCCUGUGAGGGAGAACCCUCGGUCGCCACCUGCUGGCAGCUCGGGGGAAAGCAUGGACUCGGUCAGCGUGUCCUCCAGUGACUCCGGCAGCCCGUCGGACAGCGAGGGCCUGACACCCACACACAUGCCUAACACGGCACAGAAGUUGUCAGAAUCCUCGUCCUGCUCCUCUCUGCACUCCAUGGACACGACGUCGUCGUCAUCAGCCAGCAUCCCCCUGAUCCCGGCCUCCCCGACGCCGUCAGGCUGCUCCUGCUCCCACCGCCGUACCCCCUCCCUGACUCCUGCCUCUCCCUCAUCCCCCAGCCUGCCCCCCGUCUACAACACACAGGCUCAAGACGCCUGCAUCAUCCGCGUCAGCCUGGAGCAUGGCAACGGAAACAUGUACAAGAGCAUCAUGCUGACCAGCCAGGACAAAACUCCUGUGGUCAUCUCACGCGCCAUGACCAAGCACCACCUGGAGGGGGAGCCGGCGGACACCUACGAGCUGGUGCAGGUCAUCUCUGAGGAAAGAGAGCUUGUGAUCCCGGACAACGCCAAUGUCUUUUACGCCAUGAACACGUCGGCCAACUUCGACUUCCUGCUGCGCGUGCGUGGCUCCGCCGGGCGCCCCGUCCAGCUGCGCAGUCGCUGCAGCUCCACCCUCCCGCGUGCGCAGCAGAGGACCAGCCUGUCCCUGAGACUCAGCAAGGUCACAUUGUGACACCCCUGUGGGGGGGGUGGGGGAGGGGAGCUUGGGAGGCAGAUCAUGGGGACAGACUGGACAUGAGGAGGAAAGGAGAGACUGGCCUCACUCCCC
Messenger RNA from Brienomyrus brachyistius, 2826 nucleotides. RefSeq names its product ral guanine nucleotide dissociation stimulator-like 1 (gene rgl1). Bases 451 to 2730 code for a protein of 759 amino acids. NCBI's taxonomy places the organism in Eukaryota, Metazoa, Chordata, Actinopteri, Osteoglossiformes, Mormyridae. Gene Ontology annotation, molecular function: guanyl-nucleotide exchange factor activity. Gene Ontology annotation, biological process: Ras protein signal transduction; positive regulation of GTPase activity. The transcript has 18 exons. The record is from RefSeq and is a predicted model, not a curated record. Gene Ontology annotation, cellular component: plasma membrane.